GCGAGGGUCAACCCGCCGCAGCACAAGCUGGUGGACUGAGCAGUCGCAACCCGGAGGGUUGCGGGUGCUGUGGAGGCCGGCUUCCGUGUUCCCGCAGUGUCGUCCGCUUCUGCGUCCCUGGGGCCGCCCGGAGCCCACUCCUCAGGCCUGGGCGCCUGAGGCCGUGUCGCCAUGGACUUCUCCAAGUUCCUGGCCGACGACUUCGACGUGAAAGAGUGGAUCAAUGCGGCCUUCAGGGCUGGCCCGAAGGAGACGGCGGCCGGGAAGGCGGACGGCCACGCAGCCACCCUGGUGAUGAAGCUGCAGCUGUUCAUCCAGGAGGUGAACCACGCCGUGGAGGAAACAAGUCACCAGGCCCUUCAGAACAUGCCCAAAGUGCUCCGUGAUGUUGAAGCUCUGAAGCAGGAGGCAUCUUUUCUAAAAGAGCAGAUGAUUCUUGUCAAGGAGGACAUUAAGAAAUUUGAGCAGGACACAUCGCAGUCGAUGCAGGUAUUGGUGGAAAUCGACCAGGUGAAGUCCCGGAUGCAGCUUGCUGCUGAAUCUCUUCAGGAAGCAGACAAGUGGAGCACGCUGAGUGCUGAUAUUGAGGAGACAUUUAAGACCCAAGACAUCACUGUGAUUUCUGCCAAGCUAACCGGCAUGCAGAACAGCUUAACGAUGCUUGUUGAUACUCCAGACUACUCAGAAAAAUGUGUGCACUUAGAGGCCUUGAAGAACAGGCUGGAGGCCCUGGCCAGUCCCCAGAUUGUAGCUGCCUUCACUUCUCAGUCUGUAGAUCAGUCCAAAAUGUUUGUGAAGGUUUUUACUGAAAUUGACCGGAUGCCUCAGCUCCUUGCAUACUAUUACAAGUGUCACAAGGUGCAGCUUUUAGCAGCCUGGCAAGAGCUGUGCCAGAGUGACCUACCCCUGGACCGCCAGCUUACUGGCCUCUAUGACGCCUUGCUUGCUGCUUGGCACACGCAAAUCCAGUGGGCUACACAGGUUUUCAAGAACCCUCACGAGGUUGUGACAGUGCUGCUGAUUCAGACCCUGGGGGCCUUAGUGCCCUCGCUGCCCAUCUGCCUCAGCGCUGGCGUGGAGAGGGCUGGGCCCGAGCUGGAGCUCACCAAACUGCUGGAGUUCUACGACACCACCGCCCACUUUGCCAAGGGCUUGGAGAUGGCGCUGCUCCCCCACCUACAGGAGCACAACCUGGUGAAAGUCGUGGAGCUGGUGGAUGCCGUGUACGGUCCCUAUAGACCCUACCAGCUGAAGUACGGGGAGAUGGAGGAGAGCAACCUCCUCAUCCAGAUCAGCGCCGUGCCCUUGGAGCAUGGGGAAGUGAUUGACUGUGUGCAGGAGCUGAGCCACUCUGUGAACAAGCUCUUUGGUCUAGCAUCUGCCGCUGUUGACAGAUGUGCCAGAUUCACUAACGGCUUGGGGACCUGCGGCCUGCUGUCAGCCCUGAAAUCCCUCUUUGCCAAGUACGUGUCUGAUUUCACCAAUGCCCUCCAGUCCAUACGAAAGAAAUGCAAACUGGACGAUAUUCCUCCCAACUCCCUUUUUCAAGAGGAUUGGACAGCUUUUCAGAACUCCAUUAGGAUCAUAGCCACCUGUGGAGAGCUCCUGCGGCAGUGUGGGGACUUUGAGCAGCAGCUCGCCAACAGGAUUUUGUCCACAGCGGGGAAGUAUCUGUCUGACUCCUACAGCCCACGGAGCCUGGCUGGUUUUCAGGAUAGCAUCUUGACAGACAAGAAGAGCUCUGCCAAGAACCCAUGGCAGGAAUAUAAUUACCUGCAGAAAGAGAACCCUGCCGAGUAUACCAGCUUAAUGGAAACGCUUUAUACCCUCAAGGAAAAAGGGUCCAGUAAUCACAACCUGCUGGCUGCGUCUCGGGCAGCCCUGACUCGGCUCAACCAGCAGGCUCACCAGCUGGCCUUCGAUUCCGUUUUCCUGCGCAUCAAACAGCAACUGCUGCUCGUUUCCAAGAUGGACAGCUGGACCACAGCCGGCAUUGGGGAGACCCUGACGGAUGACUUGCCUGCCUUCAGUCUCACCCCUCUAGAGUACAUCAGCAACAUUGGGCAGUACAUCAUGUCCCUGCCCCUGAAUCUUGAGCCAUUUGUGACUCAGGAGGACUCUGCCUUAGAGCUGGCCUUGCACGCUGGAAAGCUACCAUUUCCUCCUGAGCAAGGGGAUGAACUGCCGGAGCUGGACAACAUGGCGGACAACUGGCUGGGCUCCAUCGCCAGGGCCACGAUGCAGACCUACUGUGACGUGAUCCUCCAGAUCCCAGAGCUGACCCCGCACUCAGCCAAGCAGCUGGCCACCGACAUUGACUAUUUGAUCAACGUGAUGGACGCCCUGGGUCUGCAGCCGUCCCGCACCCUCCAGAACAUCGGAACGCUCUUGAAGGCCAAGCCUGAGGACUACAGACAGGUCGGCAAGGGCCUGCCGCGCCGCCUUGGUGCCACGGUGGCCGCCAUGCGGGGUGUGGAUUACUGAGCCCACGGGCCCAUCGGGCUGGUGUUCUGGGGGCACCGCAGCCCUCCAGAGCGGCUCCCCCUCAAAAUCUGCCAGCAGUUGGGCCCAGUUUGCUUUAAAAAGACUUGGUUCUUUUGUAUAAUCAACAAAGUUAUAAAUGAGAGGUUUAUUAUUUAUUAGAAAGGACUCUUCAGAUGAUUUUUCAAAUGAUCUCACUUUACAAAUGGACUUAAUAAAUAAAACGAAAGCAG
Molecule: messenger RNA, 2714 nt
Organism: Sciurus carolinensis (gray squirrel)
Lineage: Eukaryota; Metazoa; Chordata; Mammalia; Rodentia; Sciuridae
Gene: Cog7
Product: component of oligomeric golgi complex 7
Exons: 17
Coding region: 172-2484 (770 amino acids)
Biological process (GO): retrograde vesicle-mediated transport, Golgi to endoplasmic reticulum; Golgi organization; intracellular protein transport
Cellular component (GO): COG complex
Source: RefSeq, a predicted model, not a curated record